AACCUCUACACAAUAUAAACAAAACAGAUUUAACGCUGAAUCUGGCGCAGUAAUGUUAAUUAAUAACCGUGUGCGGGUUUUGCUGUAACUAAAGCAGCUAUGAGGUCUGUUAACCGGCUGUUUAGUCGUCAAUGUAGGUUGAUUUGCAGGAAUGUGUCCUCAUACACACAAGGACAGAGUCCAGAAGCGAGAAUUAGAGAGUAUUUCUACUAUAUCGAUCAUCAAGGACAGCUCUUUCUGGAUGACACCAAGGUGAAGAACUUUGUCACCUGUUUCAAAGACCAGCAGUUCUUAGUUUUCUUCUUCAGCCGUCUGAAAGUCAACCAGUGCGGCCGCUAUCAGCCGGACUUCCCGUUUGUCUCGCUCUGCGGACGCGAGCGCAACUUCCUGCGCUGCGAAGAUCAACCCAUAGUUUUCACUCACCUGAUUUUAGAGGCGGGGCUUGAGGAGCGUCUGUCAUACUGUGGGGGCGGAGCUAAGCUGAGCGUUCCAUUCCGCCCACAAUCCUUAUUCAUGCACCCCAGCAGUGGCAGAGUUUACCAUCCCGGGCCGGAGCGGACUGGAGGAGCGGGACUGCUGAGAUCAGCUCUCGCUAUUGAGAUCAGUCCACAUUUUGGGUACGACACAGGACAGGAUGGCACAGCAGCACAGCCCACUCACUUCACAUGGGCAGGUCAACGACACACUCUCAGCAAAGAGUUGGAGAAACAUUUCCCUGAGCAAAAAGAGGAAUGCAUGAAGAUACGGUGAUUCAACAUGCAAGUACACUGUUGAAAUAACACCACAAACCAAUUUAAAGUUGAAUUCAAGCUCUUUCAAUGAACUUAUGUUUGUUUUUAAGUACUUUCCAGGCCUUGAAUCCUCCCUUCAAGAAGCCUGAUUUACCUGUUAUGCAGAUUUCUAUUAGAGUAGUGUUUAAGAAAGGACACAAAGCUUAAAUAUACAUUAUAAAUAAUAUCUGUCAAUGAGCAGUUUCUGUAUUUUGGGUUUAUUUAUGGUUGUGGAUUGCAUUAUAGGAUGUUGAUCUCUGCUCUGUCCACUACUGAUGUUAAAAAUUCAACUCUACAGUUUAACAAAGUGACUUUAUUGACAUUUUAGUCAUACGAGAAACAAUAUCUAGAGAAAUAAGUGUGUAAAAUAACAGAAAAUGUGCUGCGGUUUAUUACAAGGUGUUUAUAGUGUAAUAUACCACACCAACCCUGACAAUACAGCACUGCACACUAUUACAAAUGACAAUAAAAGACACUUUUUUUGAACAUUUCAGGGUUAAAAGUUGCUGAACAAAAGGAUCAAGCUCCCAUAAUGCAAUUCAGAAGCAUAAAUAAACAGGGAAAAAUCAAAAAUACAGUCACAACAUACAGAAAAGUGCUAAUUUGCAGAUAUUUUUAGUGUAAAUGCAAGAUCAAAUAAAUAUAACACGCAUGUGAAAUAAUAGAAAAUACAGUCACAACAUAACAAUGACGACCUGAAUGAAACAUUUUCCUGUGCAAAAAGAUGAACGCAUGAAGAUACGGUGAUUCAACAUGCAAGUACACUGUUGAAAUAACACCACAAACCAAUUUAAAGUUGAAUUCAAGCUCUUUUAAUGACCAUAUGUUUGUUUUUAAGUACUUUCCAGGCCUUGAAUCCUUCUUUUAAGAAGUCUGAUGAACUAAUGGAGCAUUAUUAUAAAGUGCUGCACAGAUUUUUAUUAGAGUAGUGUUUAAGAAAGGACACAAAGCUUAAAUAUACACUAUAAAUAAUAUCUGUCAAUGAGCAGUUUCUGUAUUUUGGGUUUAUUUAUGGUUGUGAAUUGCAUUAUAGGAUGUUGAUCUCUGCUCUGUCCACUUUUGAUGUUGAAAAUUCAACUCUACAGUUUAACAAAGCGACUUUAUUGAGAUUUUAGUCAUUUGAGAAAUAAUAUCUAGAGAAAUAAGUGUGUAAAAUAACAGAAAAUGUGCUGCGGUUUAUUACAAGGUGUUUAUAGUGUAAUACACAACACCAACACAGACAAUACAGCACUGCAGACUAUUACAAAUGACAAUAAAACACACUUUUUUUAACAUUUCAAUGUUUAAAGUUUCUAGGCUUCCAAGCUGAAGCGUUUAAAGCUGAACAAAAAGGAUCAAGCUCCCAUAAUGCAAUUCAGAAGCAGAAAUAAACUGGGAAAAAUCAAAAAUACAGUCACAACAUAACAAUGAAGACCUGAAUGAAACAUUUCCCUGUGCAAAAAAGAUGAACGCAUGAAGAUACUGUGAUUCAACAUGCAAAUAAACUGUUAAAAUCCUGCUCAAAUGAAUGUAUAGUUGAAGGCAAAAUUAUUAGGCUUCCUGUGAAACUGCUGUUUAAUGGAGAGGAACACAUUUUUAAUAACUGAUUUCUCUUUGUCAUGAUGACAGUAAAUAAUAUUAGACUAGAUAUUCUUCAAGAUACUAGUAUUCAGCUUAUAGUGACAUUUAAAGGCUUAACUAGGUUAAUUAGGGUAAAGUUAGGAUAAUUAGGCAAGUCAUUGUAUAACAGUGGUUUGUUCUGGAGACAAUCAGAAAAAAAAAGUUUCUAAGGGGGUAUAAUAAUAACCUUAAAAAUAUAUUUUUUUAAAUCAAGGCUUUGUUAUUAUAGGGAAUAUUGCUUUCACAGGAGGGCAAAUAAUAUUACCUCUAACUGUAUAUUCUGAAGAUACUGUAGUAAUAAAUGUAUAUAUUGUGUCA
Danio aesculapii is the source of this 2687-nucleotide messenger RNA. RefSeq names its product chromosome 20 C8orf82 homolog (gene c20h8orf82). The coding region runs from base 100 to 750 and encodes 216 amino acids. The transcript has 3 exons. Lineage: Eukaryota; Metazoa; Chordata; Actinopteri; Cypriniformes; Danionidae. The record is from RefSeq and is a predicted model, not a curated record.